AUGCAUUUAAACACCCAAUCGAUGGUAUCUACUUUCAACGAGUUCCUACUCACUGUUAAUAGCUAUCCUUUAGAUAUAGUAGCUCUAAGUGAAACCUGGCUAAAAGAUAACCCCCAGUUGAUGGAAUACGUCUCCAUACCUGGAUAUGCUACUGAAUUCCGUCAUCGGGAGGAUAUCAAAGGCGGUGGUGUCGGUGUUUAUAUAAAAGAAGAUAUCAAGUAUAAGCGUCGCCUCGACAUUGAGAAACUCCAUCCAGAGCUCGAGCAUCUGUGGCUAGGGGUCCCCGGUAGGAAUAUUCACAGCAAAGCACUUGUCGGAGUUAUGUAUAGAUCUAUCCGCAUGCUUUCUACGGCAAAGUGUUUGGAAAGUCUAGAGUCCCUGCUUAGUUAACUAACUGUCACAUGGGAUGGAAUGCUUAUCCUAACUGGAGACAUGAACAUUGACAUGCUUCAAGCUAACUUCCCACAAAGCUAACUUCCCACAAAGGGUUGCUGACACUGGAAUUAUUACCUGCUCAAUUGUCAGCGAUCAUGAUGGCAUUUACGCAAGUAUUAAUGUACGAGUCCCCAGGUUUGAAGCACGGCACAAAUAUAUACGGGAUAUUAAGUCACUCUCUAAAUGAAAGUUUAUUUAUUGAGGAUUUCUCCACUUUACCUUUGUCUGUCAUAGCUUAUUCUGAUGACCCAGACGAACAACUAGAAUCCCUAAACUCCCUGUUCGUUCAGUGUUUAGAAAGGCAUGCACUCUUGACCCCCGGCUCCAUGGAUGAAGUCUGCCAAUAUCCAAACUCUUCAAAAAGAAAGAGAUCAUUUAAGACAUAAAGCUCAUAAAAGCGACGCUGAUAACGGUGUAUGGACCGCUUUUCGACUUGUUAGAAACAACUUAAAGUCUGCAAUAAGAUCAGCACGGAAGGCAUUCAUCGAAAAAGCGCUGUCUUCUAACAAAUCACGCGAUAUAUGGAGAGUUAUGCACAGGAUUCUGAAGCCAAAUCCGAAGCCUCUUCGCGUAGACCCUGACGAACUAAAUACCCAUUUUGCCACCACGGCAGAGAGAACACUCGAGGCCUCUGCUGUGUCUUUGAGUGACCUGACAAGCCUGACAGACAAUCUGCCUGAACAGAGUUCUAAUGGAGAUCAAUUUAAUCUGAAACCUGUCACCCAAGAGGAUGUCUUCAAAUGUAUACGUGCAUUACGCUCAGAUUGUUCCACUGGUGUUGAUAAUAUUCCAGCCAGAUUCGUCAAGUUGGUCGCUGAACAUCUUGCCUGUCCUCUAACUAGCAUAAUAAACAAAUGCAUUAGCAACGCAUAUUUCCCAAAGCUGUGGAAAAUAGCCAGAGUUUCCUCAAUUCCUAAAGUAGAAAACCCAACAUCCAAUGACCAGCUACGGCCAAUCUCAAUACUCCCAGUGUUAUCAAAGGUGUUUGAGAAAUUGGUUGCUGGACAAAUGUCAGAAUUCGCAGAAAGAGCUGCGCUGCUACCUGAACGCAUUUCUGGUUUCCGAAAGGGACAUUCGACAACAAGCGUCCUUUUGGGGAUACGAGACGAUAUCCGUCAUGCUAUGAAAAAAGGGGACAUUACCUUGAUGGUCCUAGCAGACUUUAGCAAAGCAUUUGACACUAUUUGUUUUAAAAGCACCAUUGAAAAGUUUUAUAAGUUGGGCUUCUCAAAGACCUUCCUGAAGUGGUUGCUGAGCUAG
This is a messenger RNA of Paramuricea clavata, 1695 nucleotides long. The record is from the annotation of a GenBank genome assembly. NCBI's taxonomy places the organism in Eukaryota, Metazoa, Cnidaria, Anthozoa, Malacalcyonacea, Plexauridae.